AUGCCUUCUCUCGACGAGCUGACCACGCAGCACGAAACGCUCUUCUUCACGCACUUCGACGCGCAGGACGCGUUCGAUCUCGGGUGCAUCAUCCGAUCGCGAAUUCUCUCCGCGUUCCCGGAGACGCCGGUUUCGAUCCGCAUCACGCUUCCGACCGGUCAGAUCCUGUUCACGACGGUUACCGUCGGGGGCUCGACAUUAGACUCCGAGAGCUGGCUCACGCGCAAGGCGGCGACCGUGCUGCGCUACGGAUGCUCGACAUUGUACAUGCGCGAGAAGAUGGUCGCGAAGGGACUCGCCGGCGAUAGGUUGAGCGAGAUGGCCCCGCUUGAUGAUGCUGUCUACGCGGUCCAUGGAGGCGGAUUCCCGGUCAGGAUCAGGGGCGUCGAUGGCGUUGCCGCGGUCAUUGUCGUUAGCGGCCUUAAGCAGGUCGAUGAUCAUGAUUAUCUCGUCGAGGGCGUCAAGUGGUUUUUGGAGAAGGACCAGAGGGCCACCUACCUAGAGUACCCUACGGUUAAAGAAACUUAUCCCAAUACCGUAGAUACCUACACGUUUCAGGUUUCGGUGUUUGAGCUGUGA
Messenger RNA from Tricharina praecox, 579 nucleotides. RefSeq lists its product as uncharacterized. The coding region runs from base 1 to 579 and encodes 192 amino acids. The transcript has 5 exons. NCBI's taxonomy places the organism in Eukaryota, Fungi, Ascomycota, Pezizomycetes, Pezizales, Pyronemataceae. Gene Ontology annotation, biological process: post-translational protein targeting to endoplasmic reticulum membrane. Gene Ontology annotation, cellular component: TRC complex. The record is from RefSeq and is a predicted model, not a curated record.